AUUCUAGACGCGCUAUGUUAACUCACGCGAACUUGUAACAGGUUCGAAACUUAGCAACAUCACCUCUUUGUUUGGAUUAUCAGGUUGCUUCAAUCUCGCUUUUGUAUUACUUUUGGUCGUUCCCAGUCUCUUUCUUUGUCAAAAUUGAAAUUCAAAAAUGGAGUGGGAUAGCGAGAGUGCGCUACAGGGGUUUUUAAUAACGAUGAUCGUCUGCAUAGUAUCCAGUGUACUUUAUUAUAUGUUCAGGAAUACUUUGUUCCCUCACCGUAUUUCUGUUCAUCAAGAUUCAGAAAACUUAGCUCGCAGGAGAAAGAAAAAUGACGUAAAAAAGUCCAAGAAAGUUAAAAAACGGAAAGUGUUAGUUGAUUCUCAACAAACUGAAGAAAUAGAAACGGACAAAACUCAAACGUCAGGCGACACAACUGGUGAAGAGGAUGAACAUCUAUCAGAUGUGCUUUUUGACGAUUAUUCAUCAAGUAGCAGUGAGCAGUCAGUUGAAAGAUCUAUCCAGCCAGUGAUAUAUGAAGAAAACUGUGAUAAGGGAGAUUCAGAAGUCGUUGAUGCUUCUACUCACAAGAUCGAACAAUCUUAUGUCGGAGGUCCCAGUUUAGAUUUUUCGCAAGCUACAUUAUGCAGAAAUCAGAGUGAGGAUUCAGAUUCGAUUAUUUCUCCAGGUUCUUCAGAACGUAGUCCAACCACAGAUAUUCUACCUCCAGUAAAUGAUUCGAAAGUUCCUCUCACUAAGUCCAAAAAGUCAAAGCGUCGUUCAGGCAAGCGGUUGGUUAGGUAUGCGGAUUUGUCUAAAGAAGCUAUAUUUGUUGAGCCUGCCAACAUGGAACAUUCUUCAGAAUCAUUAGAAAUAUCAAGAACUGACUGUCUUAAACCAUAUAAAAUGGGUGGAAAACAGGAAUUAUCAAAUGACUCUACAUCAACAUUGGAGUUGCGUACGACAAUCAAAGAAUUAGAAGGACAAUUAAAGAUCAGUGAAACCAAGCUGGCAGAAACCUCCCAGUGGGCGAAUUCUUUAGUUGAAGAAAACAAGCAUUUUCGUACUAAGAAAGACGAAUCUUCUCUAAGUUUACAUGUACUGCAAAUGCAAUAUAAUGAACUCCUAAGAACGAAUAAAACACUCGAACACCAGAACAACUUGCUGAAUGUGAAGUUAAAAAAUAUUGAAACUGAAAACUGUGAUCUGCAAAAACGUUUAGACCAGACAAAUGCAGAUACUUUAAAGGUAAAAAAGGAAGCUGAAUUGGAAUUGUGUAAUUUGCGAGAACAGUUAACAAAACACGAAACUCAAUUGACUGCAAUGGCUAAGGCAAUGGCUGCUUCUACUCCAUCGAUUCCUACUGGUCCUAUACCAGAACUUAUUCGUGCUCAGGAAUUAGCGCAAGCAAUGUCCAAUGAUAACUGUUUAUUAAAAUCACGUAUUGAGCAGUUGGAUUCAGAAUUAACCCAACUGCGCCAAACAAAUAUGAGGCAACAACAAGAUUUACAGGUUUUCCGGGCUGAAAAUCAUAAAUUACAUUCAGAAAAAGAAACAGCUCUGGAUGAAUUACGCAUUAAACGACAAGCAGAACAAGUAGAAAAUGAUACUGUACAUAUGGAGUUAAAACGUCUGUGUCAUGAACUAGAAUUAGAGAAACAGAAAAAUCAGGAGUUGUCUAUUUCUUUAUCUGAGGCAAGAGCUGAACUAUCACGAAGUUUACAAAAAGAAAAACGUCAAUCUGAAAUUAUUAGCAGUCUUGAAUAUCAGUUUGCUGAAUUGAAUGUACAAAAACAAUGCCUACUUGAUAAUGCUAAUCAAUCGAAAUUAGCUUAUGAAACAGCUUCUAGUGAACUAAGAGCACAAGUGGUAAAUUUAUCCAAUGAUUUAAUACGUGUUACUAAUGAAUUAAAUAAUACUGAACAAAAAGUUUAUGAAUUAACAUACCAGUUAGAAUCUACAACAAAAUCAUCCAGUAAUAAUAAUGAUUUAAAUGGUGAACCAAUCAUAAUUAAUAUUAAAUCAGCCGAAACAUGCAUUAGUAAACAAGAUGAACAACAUGAAAACGAAUUAUUACAUAUUAGUAAUAAUAAUAUUUAUGAAGAUUUACGUAAUCGAUUAUCCGAAGUUGAAACUAAUUUCAAUGUUGCUGAAAAAGAACGUGCCAAAUUUUACAAUCUUUAUCAAUCUGCAUUAAAUGAAGUGGAUCAUUACAAGGUAAAAAGUUCCAUUGUUUCGUUUAUUUUACAUAGUAUUCGUUGAAUGAUGAGGUAAUUUACAUGUUAAAUAUAAACAAAAGACUUUGAAUCUUUGAGUGCAUUAGAAAAUUUCUCACCCCUCCCCAGUGGUCUAAAGGUUAAGCAUUUGCUCACGAGAUCGACCGUCCUAGGUUCAAGUCCCGUGUGCGGGGUUGUGGAUGUGCACUGCUGAAGAGUCUUGUACUAGGAAGAAACGACCUCCCAGUGCUUCCAGGCUUUCAAUGGUAGUCUAACUUAGAUCAGUCCGUGAUUUUAAUGAAAUUCAACAAUCUCCACAACCUCAUACUGACAAGUAAAAUAAAUUAGUUCGCUUGAGUAAUUCUUUUCAAGGUUCUUUAAUCGAACUUUGAAAAGCAUUUUAUCGAACAUUUUGUAAGUUGUCACUUAUUCAAUCAUGUUUAUAUGUUGAUUAUGUUUUUAAUGUGAUUACAAGUCAUAUGUUUACAUGCGUAUUGUAUUUGAGUAAGAAUAUACACGACAAGUGGAUAUAUUCAUCUCAGUUAUCAUGUAUGUCGCUCGUCUGUGUUCAUCGAACUAAAUGGAGCUGGACAAGCGUUGAUUUGUUUUUGAAGUACUAUUAUCUGUAAACCUCUUAAGCUAAAUAAUUGUUUUUAAGUCUGUAUUGCAAAUUGUGUCAAGUAUAGUUGAAAAAGCCAUCCAAAAUAGUAAUUUCCUUCAGUUUGUUAUUUUUGAAAAUGUUAAUUCAUGUUUUACAAGUUAAUUUCAAAAUAUAUAAUUUCUUGAGGCUAUCGUUAAGGAUGGCUUCCUCAAUUCCCUGUCUGGAUUGUCAACGUCAUGCUCAGUAGGUAUGUGUAUCAUCUCUAAGCUCUUAGUAAUCUGUUGAUCUUCGAUAGAUAGGGAGAUUGACCUGAUCUCCAUCUAGCCUCUUGCCUUGGCUCAUGAGACUAGAUCCCACUAUCUAGGAGGCACGACUUGGAUGUAUGAAUCGGACUCCACCUUUAUGUAGUAAUAACAAUUACACUGUUUUCAUUCAGAUUUACAUUCUAAGUUUACUUAAUUUUUUGAAAACUUCACACUGAUAUUGGGCUAACGCACAUUUACACCAAUCUCUACAUUGGUUAUGACUGACUGACAUUGGUUUGCGUUUAGUUAUCACUUCUAAUCCAUUAUAAGUAACCUAUUAUUACACAGUUGUCUUGUUGAAUAUUCCAUCUUUUUAAUUACCAACUCAUUUACCUGGAACAAGUUCGUGUACUUGGCUUCAUAGCUAGUGGGACUACCUGGCUGUCCUAACUGAAGUAGAUGAAGCGGAGUUCAUGUCACUGAAUUUUUCGCCUAGGAUUUAACCUCACUCAUACGAAGCAAGCAGUCUUACCACUCUAGUCUCUAACUAGAUUAAUGUUUCAGUUAAUUGUAUUAUGUUCUUCUUGACUAAAACAGCUUCCCAAAUUGGUGGUCUGAUUAAUAUAUACGGACUAAAAUAUAUCUUGGAUUUAUCAUCAUUAGCAACUUUCGAAUUUACGAAUUCGUAACAUAGGGCAGGUGUUUCUUUUUUUUUCAUUUCUAACUUGUUUCAUAUUCUUAUUGACUUUUAGUCAACUUUAAUACAAACCGAAGAAGUUUUAGCGAAGCUAGAAGAAUCUGUUAAACAGACAGAAAGUAAAUGGCGUCAACUUUUAUCAGAAAGCGAAUUCGAACAGAUUCAACUUCGUAAACAGUUAUCAGAGUCUCAAUCAAUGUUGAAAGAUAUCACAGGAAAACUGAAUCAAGCCGAUGAAGGAGUACCUGCAUUAAAGAUUUGUAAUGUUGGAAAGAGGCAAAAAAAGUCAAAAACACGUAAACCGGCAGACUCAUCUAAUGUGUUUACAGUAGUUGAAUUAAAUACAGAAAAAACUUCAGAGAAUAUUCAUCCUAUCGAACAGAGAAUAUAAAUAUUUAUGAUGAAAAAAAGCAUUUUUAAUAACUACUUGAGCAUGUCAAACUCCAUGAUUUCAUUACAUUUACAUAUUUGCAUACUUUCUGUUAUUAUAUUAAUAUUAUCCGUGUAGAUUCAUUCUGCAUAUACUUAUAUUGAUAUGCUUGAAGGCGGUUGUGUGUUCAUGUAGCUCUUUGCAUUGUUUCGCUUUUUUGCUUCCUUUCUUACUUACUAUUUUAAACACUAUUUUUUGUUUUCUCUAUUUCUCGCGUCACUUUCAUGUGUUAUUGAACUUUAUCAGGUCAGUAUUAUUUAUUUUAACAUUUUGUUUUCAUGAAUAAAAUCAUUACAC
Molecule: messenger RNA, 4472 nt
Organism: Schistosoma margrebowiei
Lineage: Eukaryota; Metazoa; Platyhelminthes; Trematoda; Strigeidida; Schistosomatidae
Source: the annotation of a GenBank genome assembly